GGGGGCGCGUGGUUGGUCUUGUCGUCAAUGGGUAUUGGUUCGUUUUGUUUUGAAUAUCUCGUAAUGAACGGUAACUAGAAGCUUUAGUUAGUUCCGCAGACGAAAACACCGAUGAGGCUACUCAGGCUCAACAGGAAGCGAUCGAAAAAGAUAUGAAGUCUACGUGCCUAAUUUCUGCAAUACUUCCACUUUCGACACUCGAUGAAGACUUCACUGGCCAUUUAGUUUACUUGGAAAAACUAAAGCUUAUGAAACAAAAUUACCGAGGGAUUCGUCGACUUCGACGUGAUGGAAACUGCUUUUAUCGAGCAUUUGGUUUUGCGUAUAUCGAGUACCUGCUAAAUGGCAAGCUAAUUAAAGAAGCUGGGAGAUUCAAGAAGAAGUGUGACGAGUGUAAAGAUACACUAAUUGCUAAUGGUUAUACCCAGUUUACUGUGGAGGAUUUCCAUGAACAGGUAGAUGAUUAUGAAUUAUCAUUUAUUUCUUAAAAGUACUUUCUAAUGUGCAAGUGUUUUAAAUACGUUUUCCUAUAUUUUAUCCUUUUGGGCACAAAAGCACCCGAACGCACGAUGCCGAACCUCUGCAUUACUAACAUGGUGUUGCCACUGGAUGUCAGCGAUCCUUCAGAGACAAAGAUGAUCAAACACAGAGAGUCGUCUAACAUCCUCAAUUCGGAGAGGCCAAGUUUCACAAGCAUAGAGCAAAACUGCUCUCACCGAUGCGUUGUAGAUCCGACCUUUUACAGCCAGAAUAACAUCACGAAGGCGCCAAAGAUGGCCCAGAUUGGCAUAAGCCGCUCUGGCUUUUACUAUACGUAAAUUAAUCUCAUCACUCACGCCACCACCAGCACUUAUGUAGCUACCUAGAUACACGAACUUCCAAACUACUCCAAUCUGAUCACCACCCAGGGUGAGUACAGGAUUAGAAUCCUGUGAGUCUUGUACCGUACUUGCGGACACUGAUUGCCAACUGAUUAAGUGCGGAUUGCAUGACUUGGGCACCAUCGCAAAGUAAGACAAUAUCAUUCGCAUACUCAAGGUCGAGAAGUCUUUCUCCAGGCAACAAAUCAACACCAUUACUUACAUCUAUCAGAGUUGUCUACAGAAUGUCAUCGACGGCAAAGUUGAAGAGGAAUGGUGAGAUUGGACAACCCUGCCUGACCCCACUGUUGGUAUGGGACAAUGAAGCGAGGUAGUUGUAUGUCCUCAUUCUGUGUGAGGUGUUUGUAUAUAGGGCCUUUAAGAUGUUAAUAAACUUCCCAGUCACACCCUUCAAUAGACAAUCCCAGAGAACAGUCCUGUCCAACUAGUCGAAGUCAGCCCUGAUAUCAAGAAACACUGCGAUUGUUGGCCUGUGAUAAAUAUGACGGUGUUCUAACAUUUGAUGGAGGGUGAAGAUAUGAUCAAUGCAUCCUCGACCAGAACGAAAACCAGCCUGCUCCUCGCGAGUCAAUCUUUCUCAGGUUUUAAACAACCUACGAAGAAUGACAGAAGCCAGUAGUUUGGACGCACUCGGAAGUAGACUUAUCCCCCGAUAGUUGUUACACAAACGACGUGCCUCUAAAUGCCCUAGUACGGCCGAGAGUGGGGAGGUCCCACCCUCUCAAAAUUCUCUUACACGGCCACGCGUAUACAGCCUCUGUCAGGGAAGUUCUACUCACUACCUUCUCGUGACGGUGGUGUUGUUUACGAAAUUGAGAGGAGGAAAAGCGAAUUUCCGGCGCUUUAACCGGGUUGGUUGACACGAAAAGUCUGCCUCGGGGAGUUGAAAACCCUGAUUCCAAACCAAUGGUGUUCAUGGGCUCCAGUAUCCUGAAGGACCAAAUGACGUAUGAACCAAUU
Schistosoma rodhaini is the source of this 1841-nucleotide messenger RNA. The record is from the annotation of a GenBank genome assembly. NCBI's taxonomy places the organism in Eukaryota, Metazoa, Platyhelminthes, Trematoda, Strigeidida, Schistosomatidae.